CGGCAUGCUGUGCGGGUAAACAGACAUGGCCGAGGAGGAAGACGCGCAGGACGGCGCUGGCGACAUGGGCAACCACCUGCCGCUGCUGCCUGCCGAGAGCGAGGACGAGGAUGAGAUGGAAGGGGAAGACCAGGACAGCAAAGAAGCCAAGAAACCAAACAUCAUCAACUUUGACACCAGUCUGCCGACAUCCCACACGUACCUGGGCGCGGACAUGGAGGAGUUCCACGGCCGGACGCUGCAUGACGACGACAGCUGCCAGGUGAUCCCGGUGCUGCCGCAGGUGGCCGUGAUCCUCCUCCCGGGCCAGAUGCUGCCACUGCAGCUCUCCCACCCGCCGGAGGUGAGCAUGGUGCGCCACCUGAUUCAGAAGGACCGCACCUUCGCCGUGCUCGCCUACAGUAAUGCGCAGGCAAGGGAAGCCCAGUUCGGAACAACAGCUGAGAUCUACGCCUACCGAGAAGAGCAGGACUUUGGGAUUGAGAGAGUGAAAGUGAAAGCCAUCGGCAGACAAAGGUUCAAGGUCCUGGAGCUCCGGACUCAGUCGGACGGAAUCCAGCAAGCUAAAGUGCAGAUUCUGCCCGAGUGUGUGCUGCCGUCAACCAUGUCCGCCGUGCAGUUAGAGUCCCUCAGCAGGUGCCAGGUGUCUCCUUCCAAGCCCGUCUCGUGGGAAGACCAGUGUUCAUACAAGUGGUGGCAGAAAUACCAGAAGAGAAGGUUCCACUGUGCCAAUCUGACCUCGUGGCCCCGCUGGCUGUACUCCCUGUACGACGCUGAAACGCUUAUGGACAGAAUCAAGAAACAGCUCCGUGAAUGGGACGACAACCUAAGGGAUGACUCCCUCCCUUCCAACCCCAUAGAUUUCUCUUACAGAGUAGCUGCAUGUCUUCCUAUUGACGAUGUUCUGAGAAUUCAGCUCCUGAAGAUUGGCAGUGCCAUCCAGCGACUUCGCUGUGAACUAGACAUCAUGAACAAAUGUACGUCACUUUGCUGUAAACAAUGUCAAGAAACAGAAAUAACGACCAAAAAUGAAAUAUUCAGCUUAUCCCUGUGUGGCCCGAUGGCAGCCUACGUGAACCCCCACGGAUACGUGCACGAGACGCUCACCGUGUACAAGGCCUGCAACUUGAAUCUGAUCGGCCGGCCUUCCACGGAGCACAGCUGGUUUCCUGGGUAUGCUUGGACUGUUGCUCAGUGCAAGAUCUGCGCAAGCCACAUUGGAUGGAAAUUUACAGCCACCAAGAAAGACAUGGCACCCCAGAAGUUUUGGGGUUUAACCCGAUCUGCUCUGCUGCCCACAAUCCCAGACACCGAAGAUGAACUAAGCCCAGACAGAGUGAUACUUUGCUUAUAAACAGAUAUGGGAGGGACAGAGUC
Messenger RNA from Ochotona princeps (American pika), 1377 nucleotides. It is a transcript of the gene CRBN, whose product is annotated as cereblon. The record is from RefSeq and is a predicted model, not a curated record. Gene Ontology annotation, biological process: protein ubiquitination. Lineage: Eukaryota; Metazoa; Chordata; Mammalia; Lagomorpha; Ochotonidae. Gene Ontology annotation, cellular component: Cul4A-RING E3 ubiquitin ligase complex. Bases 26 to 1354 code for a protein of 442 amino acids. The transcript is spliced from 11 exons.